CCUUGCGGCUAUAAAUUCCCCAACCCCUCCCGUCUCGUCCCCACACAUCCGAUCCAAUCCAAUCCAAUCCAGUCCCCUCUCCGAUCGAAGCGAAGCCAAGGCUCUCUCAAGAUGCAGAUCUUUGUGAAGACACUCACCGGCAAGACCAUCACCCUCGAGGUUGAGUCUUCUGACACGAUCGACAACGUUAAGGCCAAGAUCCAGGACAAGGAGGGCAUCCCUCCGGACCAGCAGCGUCUCAUCUUCGCUGGCAAGCAACUGGAGGAUGGCCGCACCUUGGCUGACUACAACAUCCAGAAGGAGUCCACCCUCCACCUGGUGCUCAGGCUCCGGGGUGGCAUGCAGAUAUUUGUUAAGACUCUCACCGGCAAGACCAUCACCCUCGAGGUUGAGUCCUCGGACACCAUCGACAACGUCAAGGCCAAGAUCCAGGACAAGGAGGGCAUCCCUCCGGACCAGCAGCGUCUGAUCUUCGCCGGUAAGCAGCUCGAAGAUGGCCGCACCCUGGCGGACUACAACAUCCAGAAGGAGUCCACCCUCCACCUUGUCCUCCGGCUCCGUGGUGGCAUGCAGAUCUUUGUCAAGACCCUCACCGGCAAGACUAUCACCUUGGAGGUUGAGUCCUCGGACACCAUCGACAACGUCAAGGCCAAGAUCCAGGACAAGGAGGGCAUCCCUCCGGACCAGCAGCGUCUGAUCUUCGCCGGCAAGCAGCUUGAGGAUGGCCGCACCUUGGCUGACUACAACAUCCAGAAGGAGUCCACCCUCCACCUGGUGCUCAGGCUCCGUGGUGGCAUGCAGAUUUUCGUUAAGACUCUCACCGGCAAGACCAUCACACUGGAGGUUGAGUCCUCGGACACCAUUGACAACGUCAAGGCGAAGAUCCAGGACAAGGAGGGCAUCCCCCCGGACCAGCAGCGCCUAAUCUUUGCCGGCAAGCAGCUUGAGGAUGGCCGCACCUUGGCUGACUACAACAUCCAGAAGGAGUCCACCCUCCACCUGGUGCUCAGGCUCCGUGGUGGCAUGCAGAUCUUUGUCAAGACCCUCACCGGCAAGACCAUCACACUGGAGGUUGAGUCCUCGGACACCAUUGACAACGUCAAGGCGAAGAUCCAGGACAAGGAGGGCAUUCCCCCGGACCAGCAGCGCCUGAUCUUUGCUGGUAAGCAGCUCGAAGAUGGCCGCACCCUGGCGGACUACAACAUCCAGAAGGAGUCCACCCUUCACUUGGUGCUCCGGCUCCGUGGUGGCCAGUAAGCUCCUGUACAUGGUGCUUCUGUUUCUGUGUUCACAAGUCUUCGUGCCUUAGUUGGAGUUGUCGUCCGUGUCUUUUCUAGUGUGUCGUCUGGGUCUGUCGUUGGUGUCUUCGUUUCUACAGUACUGUGGUGCAGUGUUACUGGUUGGGUCUGAAACUUCUGCUGUCGUGCAGCAUGUUCGAUGAGCUAUGAGUAAGUGAGCCCUGAAUCAAGUGAGCCCUGUUUACGGUCUAUAAUUGUGUUGGUUCUGAAUUUGAUAUAUAAUUCUGUUAUUUU
Molecule: messenger RNA, 1532 nt
Organism: Hordeum vulgare subsp. vulgare (domesticated barley)
Lineage: Eukaryota; Viridiplantae; Streptophyta; Magnoliopsida; Poales; Poaceae
Product: polyubiquitin
Exons: 2
Coding region: 112-1257 (381 amino acids)
Biological process (GO): protein ubiquitination; modification-dependent protein catabolic process
Cellular component (GO): cytoplasm; nucleus
Molecular function (GO): ubiquitin protein ligase binding; protein tag activity
Source: RefSeq, a predicted model, not a curated record